UCGCCGAACUUCGUGUCGGAGGUCAUUUCCAUCUACUUCCAGGAGUCGGAGAGGCAUCUGAAGGGCAUCAGAGCCCUCCUACUAGCUGGUAGGGAUCAGUGGGCGGACUACGGGAGGGUGGAGGUUCACGUAAACCAGCUGAUGGGCAGCAGCUCCACCAAGCGGAUGCGAGCCGUCUGCGUCGCUUUCCGCGCCGCUUCCGAGCAUGGAAACUGGGCCGGGUGCGUGCGUUCUCUAGCAGUCUUAGAGCAUGAGUACUGCUACCUCAAGAACAAACUUCAUGAGAUCCUUCGGAUUGAGCAGCAGAGAAUGAUAGCCGCCGGAGUUCGUUACCACCCUCUCUUCCGAGAUUAGAGCAAAGAGCUAGGUCACUCAAGCUUGUCGAUCGAUCGAUCGUUAGAUUCAUUAAUUACAAUAAACGUGCUCCUAAUCUUUUUUGCCCCCCUAUAUAUGUUUGUUGUUGGCGUGCUAUUGUAGAAACUUGCAAUGGGAAGUAUUUGUCUUGAAAUAAAUUUUGGUGUCUCUUUUGUGAUCUUAUGUUAUUUUGAAUGCGAGGGUUCGCGCCAACAGAUGUU
This is a messenger RNA of Asparagus officinalis (garden asparagus), 575 nucleotides long. RefSeq names its product pseudo histidine-containing phosphotransfer protein 6-like. Gene Ontology annotation, molecular function: histidine phosphotransfer kinase activity; protein histidine kinase binding. Lineage: Eukaryota; Viridiplantae; Streptophyta; Magnoliopsida; Asparagales; Asparagaceae. The record is from RefSeq and is a predicted model, not a curated record. Gene Ontology annotation, biological process: phosphorylation; phosphorelay signal transduction system; cytokinin-activated signaling pathway. Gene Ontology annotation, cellular component: nucleus; cytoplasm.